CAACUUGUUGCGCCGGUUUGUGGGGUUCUCAAUCUGUUUUUGAGCCUCGUACGUAGUACAUCGACUUUCGCUGCCGAUCUUCUGCUUGAAUCAUUCUGAACAAACAACCCCACACAUCACGAUGCCCAAUCCACUGUGGUUCAUCUUCUGGCUGCUGGUCUUCUGGUUCGUCUCCUUCUUUGUGGCAUUCUUCUGUGCGUUCUUCUACAUCUGGGUCUAUGCAUUCGCUUCCUGCAUUCCAGCCCUCACAGGCAUAGCGGACAUUUUGCUGCAAGGCGUGCAGUUUCCGUUCUACUGUGGAAAGGCUAUGCUGGAGGGCAGACAGGCGUUCUAAAUGUGGAAAAUCCCCUGCCAAUCUCAACUCUAAGUGCCUUACUGAUAUAGCUCAUGUUUUCGAUAAUUUUUUUACAAUAAAGCUUACCUAACUAAUAUUUAUAAAACAAA
Messenger RNA from Drosophila bipectinata, 444 nucleotides. RefSeq lists its product as uncharacterized. The record is from RefSeq and is a predicted model, not a curated record. NCBI's taxonomy places the organism in Eukaryota, Metazoa, Arthropoda, Insecta, Diptera, Drosophilidae.